Chelmon rostratus (copperband butterflyfish) is the source of this 4347-nucleotide messenger RNA. RefSeq names its product phosphatidylinositol 3-kinase regulatory subunit alpha-like. The transcript has 17 exons. Gene Ontology annotation, cellular component: phosphatidylinositol 3-kinase complex. NCBI's taxonomy places the organism in Eukaryota, Metazoa, Chordata, Actinopteri, Chaetodontiformes, Chaetodontidae. The record is from RefSeq and is a predicted model, not a curated record. Gene Ontology annotation, biological process: insulin receptor signaling pathway; phosphatidylinositol phosphate biosynthetic process. The coding region runs from base 467 to 2620 and encodes 717 amino acids. Gene Ontology annotation, molecular function: protein binding; 1-phosphatidylinositol-3-kinase regulator activity.
UGUAGUUGUUAAAAUUCAGACGGCUGAACCACGAGUGGCUUCAUCUUGAAAUAAUUGAUCAGAAAGCGGAAUAUUUCAUCUCGGAGAACGCUUGGGCGUCGUGUCUGCUCGCUGCUGCACAAUGAUGUCGUCUGUUCGUCCUGCUGGAGGAUUUAAUCGGUGAAAAAUUAAAAGGUCGUCACCUCCCCAGAUGUGGCCACUAACUCUGCUGAGACUCCUGUUCAUGAACGGCGUGGAUGCUUCGAUCGAGCGGCUGUGGCUCGGACUGGAGGGAUGACAGGACAUUAGCAGACAUGGAGACGGGGGAGACGCACAGACAGCUGGAAACGCCAUAUUUACUUAGUCUGGAUUCUCCACAUCACAUCCACUCAGGAUAAGAGAAAAUCCUAUUUUUAUAUUUUUUAUUCAGAGCCGUGUUUGUUAGUUAUUGCGAAGCCAUAACCAGCCGUCAGCAGCAGACGUCACGAUGAGCUCCGAGGGCUUUCAGUACCGAGCGCUGUACGACUACAAGAAGGAGAGAGAGGAGGACAUCGACCUGCACGUGGGAGACAUGCUGCUGGUCAGCAAAGGAGCGCUGCUGGCGCUCGGCUGCAGCAACGGAGCCGAAGAACGGCCGUCUGAGAUCGGCUGGCUGCCGGGCUUCAAUGAGACCACGCAGGAGAAGGGCGACUUCCCGGGGACCUACGUGGAGUUUAUCGGCAGAAAGAGGAUGUCCCCGCCCACGCCGAAGCCCCGCCCCCACAGGCCGCCCUCCGCAGCGUCGGUCAGGACGGACUCCGAGUCAGAGGGCUUCGUGCUGCCAGACCUCCCAGACCAGUUUGGACCCCCAGACACAGCCCCUCCCCUCCUCUGCAAACUGAUGGAGGCCAUAGAGACCAAAGGUCUGGACGGUCCCGGUGUGUAUCGCAGUCUCAGUGGAGGAGGUGUGGACACCCGGCAGCUGGCGGACACUGACCUGGAGCAGCUGGACGUGUCGUCCCUGUGUGACGGGGUGGUCCGGUUCCUGCAGGAUCUACCCGGUCCCGUACUCCCCUCCUCACUGCAGGCUGACAUGAUUCACGCAGUGCAAGAGGUCCGGGACCUGGAGGACUGUGCCCAGGUACUGCGGGGGGUGGCCGGCUCGCCGACCUGCCCGGCCCAGUACGGCCUGACCCUGCUCAGUGUGGUCCGCCACCUGGCCCGACUCUGUCUGCACGGCUCCAGAAACCAGCUGAGCCCCCGAAACCUGGCAGAGAGCUUCAGCUCGCUGCUGUUCAGACACACUGGGGGGCCUGAGUCCAGUCUGGAUCCUCUGGUUCAGGUCCUGGAGGUUCUGAUAACCAGCGAGCUCAACAUGAACCAGGCUGCACCAGCUUUGCCUCCUAAACCAGUCAAGUCUUCGACUCCAGCAGCUCCCAGCAGUUUUAACAACAGUAUUUCCCUGCAGGAUGCUGAGUGGUACUGGGGAGACAUUUCCAGAGAGGAGGUGAACGAGAAGCUGAGGGACACGGCUGACGGUACGUUCCUGGUUCGAGACGCCUCCACGAAGAUGCACGGAGAUUACACUCUGACCCUGAGGAAAGGAGGCAACAACAAGCUGAUAAAGAUCUUCCAUCGGGAGGGAAAGUACGGCUUCUCCGACCCUUUAACCUUCAGCUCGGUGGUGGAGCUGAUCAACCAUUACCGCCACGAGUCCCUGGCCCAGUACAACCCCAAACUGGACGUCAAGCUGCUCUACCCGGUCUCCAAACACCAGCAGGACCAGGUGGUGAAGGAGGACAGCAUCGAAGCCGUGGGCAAGAAGCUCCACGAGUAUCACCUGCAGUACCAGGAGAAGAACCGCGAGUACGACAGACUGUACGAGGAGUACACCAGGACCUCACAGGAGAUCCAGAUGAAGAGGACGGCCAUCGAGGCGUUCAACGAGACCAUAAAGAUCUUUGAGGAGCAGUGUCAGACUCAGGAGCGCUUCAGCAAAGAGUACAUCGAGAAGUUUCGUCGAGAGGGCAACGACAAGGAGAUCCAGAGGAUCAUGGAGAACUACGACAAGCUGAAGUCUCGGAUCAGUGAGAUCGUGGACAGUAAACGUCACCUGGAGGUCGACCUGAAGAAACAGGCCGCCGACUACAGAGAGAUCGACAAGAAGAUGAACAGCAUCAAACCAGACCUGAUCCAGCUCCGCAAGACCAGGGACCAGUACCUCAUGUGGUUGACUCAGAAGGGGGUCCGUCAGAGGAAACUGAACGAGUGGCUCGGCCUGAAGAACGAAACCACAGAGGAUGAGUACAGUAUGGUGGAGGAUGAGGAGGACCUUCCUCACCAUGAUGAGCGUCUGUGGCGUCUGGGAAACAUAAACCGGAAUCAGGCGGAGUCCCUGCUCCGCGGGAAGCGAGACGGGACCUUCCUGGUCCGAGACAGCAGCAAGGCGGGCUGCUACGCCUGCUCCGUGGUCGUGGACGGAGAGGUGAAGCACUGCGUCAUCAACAAGACAAGCACCGGCUUUGGUUUCGCGGAGCCCUACAACCUGUACGGCUCUCUGAAGGAGCUGGUGCUUCACUACCAGCACACGUCGCUGGUCCAACACAACGACUCGCUCAACGUCACGCUGGCCUUCCCCGUCUACAGCCAGCAGAGACGGUGACCCGCCGGCUCCCUGCUCAUAAGUACCGUCAUCGUAGACCAGCAGCAGACCUCCUUCACACGCUCGACCCCCCCAGAACAAGACGGGGGAGAAAUCCAACCCUUGUCUCUUUUUACAGGCUGGAAUCUGACUACAUGACACGCUCAGCGCUAACGUUUGAAGCUAGCGUUUGAAGCUAACGUUUGAAGCUAACGUUGCUAACGCUCAGAGCUGUGUGUGAUACCUUUUGAUCAUGAACAGACAGUCGUGGUGCUGCAGUGGAUCAGAAACUAUCCAGCACAUUGAAGAAGAAGCUUUAAGCAAAGAGAAAGCUUUGUUACAUCCUGUCGAAAUGAUCAGAGUUAUCUUUUACUGUGAAAGUCCUCAUGUUGACAUUUAACUUCCUGUGAGAAGCAGAUUAAAAAAAGACUUCAGCCCACCAGUGACGGCGCUGCAGGUAAAAUGUUGAUCAGUUAUUCAGCUGAUUUGGUGCCGAACAUGAACGCUUACUGUAAUUUAAUCUCGUCGGAGCAGCCGAUGACGUCGGAGGUCGUCGGAGGUCGUGAUCACACGAGACUGAGAGACGUUCAGCGAAUCAGUGAGACGAGUUGGGUUCAUCUGUCGCUGUCUGUCCUCCACGUUGGACGAGUUGAGCUUCUCGACAACAGUCCUGCCAGCAGUUUGAUGUGACAGUGAGUUCAAACACCUCAUAGAGAAUCAUAGAGAACAAACACCUGAGCAGACAGAGAGGAGCGACACCUGACGUCUGACGGCCAGUCAGGUUAAUCCACAAACAACGCGCCUGAUGAUACGAACCCCUCAGACUGUGAUCACGACCUCCGUCUGAGUCGACGUGACGACCGACGCGUUUCCUGUCUGUGGAGAAACGAGGCGCCGAGCUGGCGAACGUGACCUGAGGUCAGAGGUCAAAGCUGAACUGGUUUAGGAUGACGGACUCCUCAUUGAGUCAUGAACUGCUGAUCCAGCACACUUCAGUAGACCAGAACCACAACUGGACCGGACUACAACUACGAACUGAUGAUGAUGACGAUGGUGAUGAUGUCAAAGACAAAUUGGGGGACAAUCUAUCGGACACUGUGAGCGACUGAACGAGGUUUAAAACGAGGGCCAAUCAACUGACCCGCAUUUUCAUAUCAGGAGAAAAAACCCAGGAUCAUCCAAAGACUGGACCCCCCCCCCACCAAAACCCGUCAGCGUGUUGGGAAGGUCUUCAGGUUUCUUCAGGUUUGUUUCGUUCGAGUGGACGGAUGAUUCUUGUGUUCUUUCAUUUCACUAAACGUCCGUCAGCACAAAGAUUCACUCUCAUUGGACGAAAACGGACAAAAUUCAGGAACGAUGAGAGCUGGAUCUUUGUGGAUCCCCUCGAAGGAUUUUCAAAACGCAGCCUGUAAACAAAAGUCUGAACGUAGAUUCUACAUUAUUUUUUCCCUUUUUGUGCAUUAAGACACGUGACUCAGUCCAAGAGAAACCAGGUUCAGGAGCUGAAACUGGCCUUCAAGCAUUUCCUCUGUCGUCAUGGUAACCUCCUGAACUGAACGCUGAGUUUUUCCACAUUGUGUUUGUUUUGAAAGUCGUCGAUACAUCUUUAUUUCCUCAUUCCACAGAUGUCCUGUUUUUCUUUGUGACGAUAGCGAACAACAAAGAUCUGUAACGUAAAAACGAUUUAAACGAUAAGAACAGACGCGUGUUAAAGAAAUCUGAUGAAUAAAAGAGCUGGUCUGAAUGUC